AUGACCACAUUAACAUUUUUUGCUGUUGGUCUGGAAGUACAAAGGAACGCAGGAAAAUACCGGGUUGGUUUAGAGGCAGAGCAGGUUGCUGAGCAGCCCACACUAGUCCCACAUGCAGAGCCCCCUAAACAUCAGCCUCACGUCUCUGCACUGUUCCCCUCUGAAAUACCCCAAACCCCCUCUCAGCCCUGCUGGAUCCUUUCCCAGCCCCUCACCUCUUCCUCUUGCCUCCCAACAGAGCCCUGCCAUCCAUGUGGUGCCUGCACUGGCUGCACGUGGAGACGUGUCUGCAUCUCUGCCAUGGCACUGCUCGUCGUGGUGGCUGCUGUGGGCUUGGGGGUGGCACUGGGACUCCUGCCACGGGCACCAGUGAACCGCUUCUGCACAGACCCCAGCAACCGGACAGGCUUCUUGUGUGAUGACAGAGUGACCUGCAUCCCAGCCAGUUGGGUCUGUGAUAGAGUCAGCAACUGCAGGAACGGAGAGGAUGAGCAGGAGAAGCUCUGUGGUGACUUGCCCCACAGCCUCCCAGGAUACCUGGUUUUCCUCUGCAGUAACCCCAGAUUCUGGAUCUAUGCCGAUCAGAGGUGUAACGGGAUGAACGACUGCGGAGACUGCUCGGAUGAGUCGGGGAGCUUGGCCUCCUGUCCCCCAUGUGGGUGGGAGUGGUGGAGCUGCAUCCCUGUGCGCUACGAGUACUGCUCCUGCAUCCCCAGGAGGCUGUGCCGGGAUGGUGUCCAGGACUGCCUUGGCUGGUCGGACGAGUACGUCUGCAGGCCAUGAAGUCCUGGCACCCCUCAGUGCUGGAGACAGCAGGGUGCUUCCCACACUGUCACCUCUGAGCCUUGCUGUCCUCCUGCUCCGCCACCCACUUGGGAAGCUCCAAUCCAAGCAAAUCC
Messenger RNA from Chiroxiphia lanceolata (lance-tailed manakin), 899 nucleotides. It is a transcript of the gene LDLRAD1, whose product is annotated as low density lipoprotein receptor class A domain containing 1. Gene Ontology annotation, cellular component: plasma membrane. NCBI's taxonomy places the organism in Eukaryota, Metazoa, Chordata, Aves, Passeriformes, Pipridae. The record is from RefSeq and is a predicted model, not a curated record. The transcript has 5 exons. Gene Ontology annotation, molecular function: protein binding. Bases 1 to 783 code for a protein of 260 amino acids.